Lymnaea stagnalis (great pond snail) is the source of this 5744-nucleotide messenger RNA. NCBI's taxonomy places the organism in Eukaryota, Metazoa, Mollusca, Gastropoda, Lymnaeidae. The record is from the annotation of a GenBank genome assembly.
GAUUACUCCCUGGCGCCCCCAUAUUAGCUAGUUGACUUACUUAGUCUUAAAAAGAGAAGUUGACAAAAAAAAAAUAAACACAAUUUUUAGCUCUUGUAUUGAUUUAUUGUUUACCUAUAAGUAAGAUACUAAUUCUGGUGACUAAUUAUUAAUAUUUUGUGUUUGAACAUUUUGAUUCAGUCUUCUUAUUUAGACACAUUAUUUUAUUACGUUUGCUGACAGGAUCUCGAAUUUCCUCCGUAAUAAGUAAGUAAUAACUUUAAUAAGGCUUACUUUGACGACUAUUGUUAAAAGUGAUACUCAUUUGAGAUAUAACCAUGAUUCAUUGAUUGUCGUGAGACAUUGAAUUGAUUCUGAUUGGGAUUGAAUUGAAUUAAUUAGAUUAGGUCUUAAGAAAUAUAGUAUAGUUUAUUAUUGAAUUUUCCUAUUUGCACUUUGCCUUUGCAAAAACACCAAGGCAACAAGUUCACGGUUCAGGUAUUAUACCCACGGCCACCGUUCAUGUUUCUAUCAGUAUCUAUCUUUGAUCUUCAUAGUCAUAGAAUUGGAUUUUUUCGGGUGAAUAUUUUAAAGUUAAAUUAAAAAUGAUUGAUUAAUGUUAGGAGUCUAGAGUUGUUCUUACCAGUCACUAUAAAUUAUACUAUAAUAAUAAUAAUAAUAGCCUGGCCUAAUCAAUAAUAAUAUACCGGGUAAUAUAAUAAUCUAGUUUCAGUUUCCUCACAUUACUAACUCAGUAACUUCACAGAGAAGUUCAGUUACAGUUACAGACUAGUACUGUAAAAAUAUACUAAUUUACCAUAGUAUAGACUGUUCUGUCAAGUGUUGUCAGUGUUGAUGUUUUUUUUAUGGCAUAGUUAAUAUUAUUUAUACGACCUAAAUUUAAAUCAAACUCAGAGGUAAAGUAAAAUGAAACUGAAAUUGUAAUAGAUUUGAAUGUCAAAAGGGCAUAGUGUAGGUACUCAAAUUUUCAAAUACAUCUGACACUAUCAAAAACUAAGAGCAUAUCAUGGGAAAAUAGCUGGAUUUAAGCUUUCCAAUGACACCAAGAUAAUCUUUCUAUCAUUUAUAGGAGAAGUUAUGAUUUUUUUAGUAAUUUAUUUUUCCCCACUAUUCAGCUUUAUAUUUAGUUAUCAAAACUGUGAUCACAUUAUUACUCUUUUUGUUCUAUUUUGCUUGUAUAUUUUUGGCUGUUAAAGUUAGAGCUAUCAAAUUUGGGGGAGACAAUUACGUUACAAUGGUUAACAAAAUAAAACACAUGAAUUGUAAAUUAACUUAUUAUAUUUUUAGUAAAUAUUACUUUAUGAGCAUAUGGCAUGGAUAACGACAAUUUUGAAAAAUAUGACAGUUCCUAGGCCUAGGAUGGGGUGUUGAACCGUAGGAAUGAUUGGGGUGUCCAAGGGCUGAAAUUUAUGUUGUGGCUAUGCGCAUGCACAAAAAAUUAAAUACUUCCUGUUUAAAACUUUCAUAUUCAUAGAAUAAGAAAUAGCAUUUUAUGCUUUAAAAUAUAUAGAAAUGAGCAUUUUAUAGUUUAAAAAAGCAUCAAUUAACAAGAAUUAACAAAAUAAUUUAAAUAUUUUAAAUUCAAUGUCAUUAUGUACCGGUACCAUAGUAAAGAAUAAAGGAACAAAAAUGAAAGCAAUAGAUAGAAUAGGAUCAGAAAAUUAGAUGGUGCACUCCUGACUACAUAUUACAUAAAAAAUAAACUAAAAAACUACUAAGACUAAAACUAGUUGAUGUAAGAGGUUAGCUUCUUUUUAUUAAAUUAAAGUACUCAGUACUGGUAUGCUCAACAGUUUCAUUUUAAAAUGUUAAAAAUUUGUUCUUGUUUCUGAAGCCCACUAAAGUGACUAAAGCUACGUUUAUCCUGAAUUAGGCUAACGAGCAUGUGUGAGGCCAUUUCGAGCUGCUCAUUACAUAUUAUGCUUAUGGGGCUUCAAGCCCUCCCCAGAACUGGCCAUAUAGAACUAUUUACUCAUAUAAAAAUUGUAGAUAAAUUUAAUUAAAACCUGAUUAUUUAAAUUGAUAGAAAAGAAGAAAACUGUAAUGAUAGAUCUUGGGAAAAUUGACAAAAAUCAUCACAGUCUUUGAAUGUUUGGGACAAUGAUUAAAAAAAAAAAUUCGAAAGAAAGAAAAAAAUUGAUGUUUCCUUUUACCUGACAUGCGCAGUGCAUGUUUCUAAAUGAUCUGUAGCACAUGGCCAAUCCAGGGGGCGGCAACUUUUUUCUUUUAAUUCUAAUAUGUUCAUAACUUUUAAUAUAUUUGAAAUGUACAACAAAAAAAUUUUGAGGACACACCAUAUGCCAUGUUGAAAAAAUGUACCUGUAUAUCAGUAUUCGGGUCAACUAUCUAUUUUUUUAUUUUGUCAAUCCAGUAUUAGUAAUGACGGCUAUUGAAAUCAAAUGUACCAAAAGUGACUGAUCUAUGAAAAUAAUACAUUUUAUACAGCUACUAAUUAAUCAAAUUUUUCGGCUCAUUGAGAUAGUGUCAUUCUGAAAGUAAAAGUAAUAUUUAAAAAAAAAUGGUAUUUAUUUUUACCCGGACAUUAACAUUCCAUUAAUUUCUUUACUUAAGGCAUGACUUCUUUAAACACUAGGCACAUGCAAAAUGCUGCGUAAGUCAUAUGCAGAAGACUCUAUUACAGUGUUUUGUCCAAAAAAGAUUAGUAAAUUAAUUGGUCCAUUCACAAGUUUGUUAAAGUUUAUGAAAAAUUUAACAAAUUUAUUUUGUAUUUAACAAAAAAAAAGAUUUCUGUUUCAUAUGGAUAUCUAGCAACAAUUUCUUUAAUCCAUUUGGAGAGAAUAUUCUAAUAAUAAAUUCUUCUCACUUGGCACACUUAUUGUCCUUAGAAUGUCGACGACGUCAAAGAAACAUCAAAACUUUGUGACAGAGCCAAUGGGCGACAAGUUGGUGUUUGAGCUUGCUGGAAUUGGCGAAGCCCUGGGAAAUCGACUUGUUGAAAACAACUAUGAUAAGGUAUGCCUGUAUACAGAGAACCUGAUUUGAUUCCCCCCUGUUUUACUGAAUAAUGUUAGAUUCAACUUACUUUACUGGAUAAUGUUAGAUUCAACUUACUUUACUAGAUAAUGUUAGAUUCAACUUACUUUACUGGAUAAUGUUAGAUUCAACUUACUUUACUGGAUAAUAUUAGAUUCAACUUACUUUACUGGAUAAUGUUAGAUUCAACUUACUUUACUGGAUAAUGUUAGAUUCAACUUACUUUACUGGAUAAUGUUAGAUUCAACUUACUUUACUGGAUAAUGUUAGAUUCAACUUACUUUACUGGAUAAUAUUAGAUUCAACUUACUUCACUGGAUAAAGUUAGAUUCAACUUACUUUAAUGGAUAAAGUUAGAUUCAACUUACUUUACUAGAUAAUGUUAGAUUCAACUUACUUUACUAGAUAAUGUUAGAUUCAACUUACUUUACUGGAUAAUGUUAGAUUCAACUUACUUUACUGGAUAAUGUUAGAUUCAACUUACUUUACUAGAUAAUGUUAGAUUCAACUUACUUUACUGGAUAAUGUUAGAUUCAACUUACUUUACUGGAUAAUGUUAGAUUCAACUUACUUUACUAGAUAAUGUUAGAUUCAACUUACUUUACUAUAUAAUGUUAGAUUCAACUUACUUUACAACAUUGGAUUUAAUAGCUGCCAUACGCAGUUGAGAGCCAAAUGUAUAUAAUGGCGGGAUUAAGGUAGUCUUAUGUUAGAUUCUCUGUGGCAGUGUUUUCUGUUAAGAUUAUUCAUUCACUUCCAGACUUCACAUUUAAAAUUAUUACUAAUGAAUUUAAUGCUUAGACAAUAUUAAUCAGUGAACAAUUUUUUUUUUCUUCAAAAGUAAAGUUUAGUUAAGCGAUAUCCUCUCACGAAUCACUUGUCCCCAAAGCUCUUUUACCUGCUGCUAUUACAGCUUUUUCACCCUCCUCAGCCAUCUCCACCCUCCCCUACAAUCCUGCAGCCCUACAUUCUUACCUCUCCCACUUCACUUCUACUCUCAUCACCCUUUCAUUCCACUCAACAUUUUUUUCUUCUCCUAACUUGCCCCCUACUCCCCUAUCAUCCACCCAAACCUAUAAGAAAGACUGUGCAGAAAAUAGUUUCAAAAAUUAAUAAAAAUAAAACAUAUUUAAGUUUUCCUACAUUUAAUUUCAAUUUUUUUGGCUUCACAGAGUGUGGCUUACUACGCUUCUGCACAUACUUCUUUCCGUAGUCCAUUUUAAGAAAUUUGAAAUUUUUGCUAAAUUUAAUUUCAGCUAUGAUAGCACAUGAUGAUAUUGAAAAUCUCUGUAAAAUUAUUAGAGUAUUUCUUUUUAGUAAGGUAUGGUUGAUUUUGAUGAGAAAUUUACUGGUGUAUCAGCUUGGUUUCAAAAUUACUUUCUACUUUUUAGUGCGUUUAAACUCAUCUUUGAUAGAAAGUCUUUUAAAGUUUCUUAAUAUUUUUUUUGUCUGGUUCUCAGUUUAGUUCACAAAAUCUGUUCACUAUUUCAGGCUUACACAGUUCUGGGUCAGUUUUUGCUUUUCAAAAAGGAUGAAAGUCUCUUUAAGGAUUGGCUGAAAGAAAUCUGUGGAGCAAACUCCAAACAGCAAGAAGAUUGUUACCGUUGUUUAAAAGAGUGGUGCGAUUCAUUCUUGUGAGUUCAUUUCAUAUGUGUACAAUAAAAAAGGCAGUGUAUUUGUUAUUCAAUAUUUUAGCCUAAAAAAUGUUCCUAAAAUGUUCUAUUUAAAUUUGGUGAAAUUGAAAUGAUCGCACAUAUAAUUUCGGGCACUUUGAAACAUAUUGAUGCAGUGGUUCUAAAUAGUUUUAUUGCAGCUGAAGUUUAUUUUAUAACUUGAUGUCUUUGUGUCAUGGGCGCCAUCUGACACAGGAACAAAAUAGAAUAGUCUUGCAAUGUUAUCCAUCCAACUAAUGGAGUCCCCAAAGUUUAUGUAGAGACUUCCUUUUAAAAAAAAAAAUAUUUUUUGAUGACACAAUAAGAAGAUUUAAGUGAGAAUUUUUUUUCUUUCUUUUUUAUGGGGGGAAGAAAAUAGUUCCAGGCUUAUGUAAUGAUAUAAUAGUUCCAGGCUUAUGUAAUGAUAUAAUAGUUCCAGGCUUAUGUAAUGUUAUAAUAGUUCCAGGCUUAUGUAAUGAUAAAAUGCCUCCUCAUAGUUCUAUUAUAUAAAAACCAUUUUAUAACAAUCCAAAUAGCACUGUAAUUUGUUAUUCAGAAGACUUAUUCUUUUCUUUGUUCACCUGACCAACAUGUUGCUGUAAUUUAUGUUCAUGUUCUUUUCAUUGAUUUUGUGCUAUUUUUUUAUAUUGAAAGUUUGUUGAAGAAAUGUGCUCCAAAUUGAUUUUAAAACUUAUUUAUGGGAUCAUUAAAUAAAACAAUUUUAAAUAAAAAUGUACAUGUGGUUAAAGACAUGUAGUUAAAAUGGAAAUGUAAUUUUGUGCUACAAUUUGUUGACAGUCAGUUUAUGAUAGGAACAAAAAGAAAGAAUGUUUAUGUAAUUUAAAACUAUUCCACCUUACUUGAAAGGUGUGCCAGCAUCAUUUAAAAUGCUUGUAAUAAGAUCUAAUGGUAUAUUAAUACACUUAAAACUUGAGCACUAUAUGUAUUCAUCUAGAGCAUUCUGCUUGUUGUUGGUUUUUUCCAUUAUUACGCACUGUAGAUCUGUCUUACACAAGUUGCUGCUUUUAAAUAAACAUUUCUUUCUUUAUUAUGAUUUUGUUUUUUCAAUAAAAGUACAAGCAAGAAAGUAUAGUCCCA